AUGUUCUCUGUGCAGAUUGAUGCAACACAGGAUAUUACCUCGCAGGACCAGUGUGCUGUUGUUCUUAGGUAUGUCAUAGAUGUCAUUCAUGAAAGACUCCUUGCAGUUGUGAAUGGUGAAGCAACUACAGGAGAGUAUUUUGUUCAAAUUUUGAAGAAUGUCCUAGAAAAACUUGAACUGGAUGUAAGUAAUUGCAUUGGUAAUGCCACAGAUGGAGCUUCCAACAUUCAGGGGCAUUAUAGGGGAUUUUCUGCUUUACUUUCUUCCCAUUCACCCAAUCACGGACAUGUAUGGUGUUAUGCACAUGUUUUGAAUUUAGUACUGGCAGAAACAACUGGAGCAGUAAUAGCAAGUACCUCGCUUUUCAAAUUAUUGAAUGGUAUUGCAGUCUUCAUCAGAGAAUCUUAUAAGAGAAUGAUUAUUUGGGUGAAUGAAAACGAAAGUUCUCGCCAUCAAAGCCUCUCUCCUAUCGGAGAAACACGCUGGUGGGCUAAAGAUAAUGCUUCAAGAAAAAUAUUUGGAAACUUUGGCAAGCCUGAUAAUGCCCUAUACACAGAUGUUCUGCUAACUGUGGCUAUCAUACAAAAACAUGAAAAUAUGAAAUCAGAUGUUCGCAGCAAAGCCAAAGCAUACACUGAAUCACUACUCAAAUAUGAAACCAUACUGACUGCUCAAAUAUUUCUUCGUAUAUUUGAGCAGACUAAUCCCCUGUCGAAAUAUUUACAAACAAAAAGAAUAGUUGCUACUACUAAAGAGAGUCUGGAUAAAAUAAACAGAGAUUUUGGAGGUAUUAAGGUGGUUGCAGAUAAUUUUGUUUGUUGGGCUAAUGAACAGCUAGAAGAUGAAGAGAACGCAGAUUUGGAGUUGGAGGUGCAGACAGAAUUGCCACUGAAAAUAGUUAGAAAGAAGAAAACGAUGCCUGGCGAGAAUGCUUAUGAUGAAAGGCUGAAUGACGCAGAGAGGGCUUAUGAAGUUGAGGUAUAUAAUCCAAUAUUGGACAAAGUCACACAGAGCUUCAGUGAUCAAUUUCCUUCUCAUGGGACUCUUUACAACGAUUUAUCGAUUCUAGACCCAAGAAAUUUUGAUCAGCUAAAGAACAGCAAUGUUGAAGAGUAUGAGUCUUUAUUUAAAGAACUCAGUAAGCCAUUGCUUAAGUUCGACAGCCGGGCAACAGCUGAAAACUGGAAGAUGGAAUGA
Macrobrachium nipponense is the source of this 1197-nucleotide messenger RNA. RefSeq lists its product as uncharacterized. NCBI's taxonomy places the organism in Eukaryota, Metazoa, Arthropoda, Malacostraca, Decapoda, Palaemonidae. The record is from RefSeq and is a predicted model, not a curated record. The transcript has a single exon. The coding region runs from base 1 to 1197 and encodes 398 amino acids.